UGGGCUGGUUUCAAAGUUUAAACACCACAUCCACACAGUACUGCCGCCGUCUCUCUCUAUUUCCUUGGCAAACUACACCUCCAUUGAGAGAGACAGAGAGGUUUUGGUUGCAAUCACUGAGUCAAUCUCCCAUCAAGAGCUGUUGCUUAAAGCUAGGAUGUUGACGUGCAUAGCUUGCUCGAAGCAGCCCAACGCCGCCAGAUCUCUCUCGGAGCUGCCUCAGGACGACCGAACUCCUACCUCCAAGCAGGCCAUCAGAAACCUCACUGCACAAGUACACACUAACUGAAACUGGUUUGUUAGCUUAGUAGUUAAGAUCAAGGAAAUGGCUGUCAAGGCAUCAGGUGCAUACAGGAACUGCAAGCCCUGUGCAGGUUCAUCAGGGCACAGCAAGGGCCCGAAUUACUUGGACUCGGAUGCAGGCUCAGUGUCAGAGAGGUUCUAUGGCUCAUACAGAAGAGCUGGCAGUUCAGAGUCCACCCCACGGCCUUGGGGAAAAGAAAUGGAUGCCAAGUUGAAGGCCCUCUCGAGUGGCUAUACCACACCAGCUUCAGUUAGCAGUAUAAGCGAGGCGUUUGUUCUUAUGGAGGAAGAUGAGCCAAAAGAAUGGGUUGCACAGGUUGAGCCUGGGGUGCUGAUUACAUUUGUUUCACUGCCACAGUGUGGAAAUGAUAUUAAGAGGAUCAGAUUCAGCCGAGAGAUAUUUAACAAGUGGCAAGCACAGCGCUGGUGGUCGGAGAACCAGGAUAAAGUAAUAGAAUUAUACAACGUCCAAAAGUUCAGUCGUCAUGCAGUACCAGCACCAACUCCUCCUCGGUCAGAAGAUGAGAUUUCAAAAGUUGAAUCCAUGGAUGAUACCCCUGAGACACCUCGACCGAGCAAGGAGCGUCUUCCUCAUCACUUUUGUCAGAGCUUGCCCGAACAGCACCCAUUGCAAUCUCAUGAGUACAAUGAUUCUGGUGGUCUUAAUUCAACACCAAAAGUCUCCAGUGCUAGUGCUGCAAAGAUUGAGACACCAUCAAUUGUAGCUUCUUCACGUUCAAGUUCGUCAAGGGAAGUUGAUCACUCUGGAGAGCUUUUAGCUAGCAAUUCUAGUGAUUUAGAGACUGAGUGGGUUGAACAAGAUGUGCCUGGAGUCUACAUUACCAUCAGAAUACUUCCAAAUGGUGCUCGAGAGCUUAAAAGAGUGCGGUUCAGCCGAGAAAUAUUUGGUGAAUCGCAAGCAAGAUUGUGGUGGGAAGAGAACAGAUUGAGGAUUCAACAGCAAUACUUGUGACUUUUGGCAAACUCAGUAGGAAGAUACACCUACCAUUCUCACGAGUUAUUUAACCAAUAGCUACUAAACUAUCGAUGGGUGCUGUAAACUUCCAGUUGCAGUGUGUCGAAAUUUCACCUUGCUAUGCUGAAUAUCUGAAAUCACCUUUUAUUAAGACAAGUAAUGAUCAGGGCACAGAUAACUAUAAGGUCUGCUGGAACUUGUCCUACACAACACCAUGAAUUAUUUUGGAUAUUUAUUGACAUCUACUUCUAGUUAGUGGCAUAUCAGCAACACAUGUCAUGUCAAGUCUUGAACCUGUAGAUAUCAUUGUGUACGGAUCUCAUGUUUCAAUUCAUCAAUGUGUCUAAGUUUUACACACACAUGUAUUUAUAAUAUUCUAUUAUCAAUAUACACAUUCUCAACAAACAUUGCAGGGGAGAUAAACAACAGAUAAGCUGGGAACACAAAACGCUGCCAACUUUAGAAAAAGAAAGCUGGCAAUGGUUAGGCCUCGGAUCACAUUCCCACCUGGUUAGUUUUUUUGGAAUCUUGAAUUAUGUCUUUCACUGAUAUUGUUUGUUAGUACUUUGUUGGCUGUGCAUAAAGUAAUGAAAUGGUCCUAGUUGUCUAGUUUCGCUUUAUUGUGUGAGUAUGAGAGGUAAAGAGGGUGUCUUCUUUUGAGUGAUUUGGAUUGAUGAAUGUCUGCUGCUUUGUUUCGCUCGAUUGAUGCUUGUAGUUAGGUAAGGUACAAUUGGAAUUUUGUUUCUCGGGAUUGCUGCUGUGCCUCUUUUUGGUGAUGGUACAUGAUGGUACUUGAACUAACUCUCUUUCUCAAUAAUGGUCCCUUUUAGAAUCUUAAGUUUGUGUAGGAUUUAUGUCGAAGUUCUUAGCCUGUUACACUGUGCUCACUCCUCUUGAAUCUGAGAUGGUUUAAGAAGGAUUUUCUUCAAGCUGUCAUCCCUUUGAGUCCACUAAGCAAACUCCUUUGACCUUUCUCCUAUGCAUUUUGUUAUCUCUUCCACAUACUCUUCAUCAUAGAACAAGCGUCACAUUUUGAUAUAUAAAAUUUGUGCCCUCAUAAGUGUUAAAA
This is a messenger RNA of Salvia splendens (bonfire salvia), 2348 nucleotides long. RefSeq names its product protein Brevis radix-like 2. Lineage: Eukaryota; Viridiplantae; Streptophyta; Magnoliopsida; Lamiales; Lamiaceae. The coding region runs from base 326 to 1276 and encodes 316 amino acids. The record is from RefSeq and is a predicted model, not a curated record. The transcript is spliced from 6 exons.